Messenger RNA from Trypanosoma grayi, 984 nucleotides. RefSeq lists its product as hypothetical. Lineage: Eukaryota; Euglenozoa; Kinetoplastea; Trypanosomatida; Trypanosomatidae. The transcript has a single exon. The record is from RefSeq and is a predicted model, not a curated record. The coding region runs from base 1 to 984 and encodes 327 amino acids.
AUGCGCCGCUUAGCAACCGCACUGAACGACUCCCGCCGACUGCUCCGCUUCGUGGCAUCGGCCGCCGUCAUGCGCAACGUUCCGCUCGCAAAGUCAUCCGCGAAGUUGGGCACGGCCGUCACGAAGGAGGAGGUGGCGCAGGCGUUCAAAGUCCCUGCUCCCAUCCUCGACAAGACCUGCAGGCCGGCGGAGAUUCUGUUUGCGGAGGUUGACCUCGCGCGCGCCCGCUUCGCCCCACUCAUCGCAACACUCGACGCGGAGGAGGACAUUACGAAGGUCACGGCGGAGGUGAAGGCGGCGAAGUGCGGCAGCGGAGACGCUGCUGCUGCUCUUCAGCCCGUCGCUGGUGCGAAGGAGAAGUUCAAGACCACCGCGUGGACGAGCGUACGGCAGCUUUUGACGUUCUAUGAGGAGACGCUGCUGCCGGCGCGUGUGAAGUACGCGGAGUACAAGGUGCACGAGCUGAACAACUUCCACAUCAAGGACGACCUCAAGCGUGGUCUCUCCGCCUUCAAGCAGGACUACCUCGACAAGCAGAAGACAGAGCUCGUGAAGGUGCAGCAGAAGAUGCAGGAGUGCCAGGAGUUCAUCAAGGCCAUCGGCAAGUCCGCGUUCGACACGCUCAUCUUCAACGACAUAGCAAACAUUUUGCGCAUCUGCGGCGAGCGCAACCCGCACGCCCACCGCAUGGCGAUGCAGGUGCUGGAGGACAUGAACCUCCUCGGCGUCCCCUUCAACGACGCGACGGCGAAGCUGCUGCACGCAAUUGUCUUCAACGACGGCCCCAUCGACGACUCGGCGCUGAUGUUCACGCUGCUGGAGUACCCCGAGCGCGGCGAGGUGAGCGUCAGCCGCGAGGCGGUGGAGAAGAUCGCGGACGCAACGCUGCGCAUCAUCAGCGGCCGCCACCAGACGCCGCUGGACGACGGGCGGAUGUUGCGGCAGAGCGACACGCACCCGUGCCUGCAGCGCUCUGCCGAGUGA